AAACAAUUCAGGCAGGAAAAUAAUGCUUAAAGUAAGGCCAAGGAAAUUGCAUGCUUGGCAUUAGAGGAAGAAGAACACAAAACAACAAAGAAAACAGGGAGAAAGGAGAAAGAAAAGCUGCAGCACGUGACAUUCGGAGAAAACUCCUUGCACACGACGCCAUUUUGUAACGGUAAUUGGCAGACGGCGUCACACGUGAAGCUAAACGUCCGCCAACACGCCCCCACAACAACACUCCACCCUCCACCCACCGUCAUCAUCAUCACCAUCAUCGUCGUCGUCAGCCUCUCAGGACGAUGGCCGUUAGCAACAUUGUCUGCGAAUGGCUACGUGCCCUGGGACUGGCCCAGUAUGCCGAAAGUUUCCUCGACAAUGGCUACGAUGACCUGGAGAUAUGCAAACAGGUCGGUGAUCCCGAUCUGGAUGCCAUUGGCGUUGAGAAUCCAUCGCAUCGGCACAAGCUCCUCAAGAGCAUACGCUCGUUGCGGGAGAAGGGCGCCGCCUCGGUCUAUUUUAUGCUCAACGAUCCCAAUUCCCUGUCGGGCAGCAUGGAGAUACUCUGCGAAACGCCGCCCAGCAACGACCUCGAGAUGGUGCUCGGCGAACAGCUGGAGACGGACGGAGUGCGUCUGACAGCGCAUCCAUAUUCGACACCGGAUGGACAACGCGGCCAUUUAGAGGGCCUGGCAUCCGUCUAUUGUGAGUUGUUAAUGGCUCCCUUUGGAGAUAUUUUAAGUGCUUUAGAGAGUGCCAGGCAGGCGGCCUGGGCGGAUCACAGUCCGCUCCACAAUGCCAGCGCCAGCGCCAGCGGCGGUGCUGGCGGCAGUGGCAGUGCCAGCGGCGCCAGCGGUGCCAGCGGCAGUGGCGGCAGCAAUCGUAGCGGUAUCGGCAGCGGCAGCGUCGGCAUGGGAAUCCAUCACCGUCAGAAGCACGGCCAUCGGGGGCAUUCGAUGCACGGCGCCGGUCUGCCCAAUAGUCAUAGUCAGCCCAUUUAUGUGCCCGGAAAGUAUUCGCCCUCCAGCUGCUUGUCCGACAAGGAGGAGGACGAAAUCUAUGGCUUCGGUUAUGGCGUGUUUGCACCGCGUGUGGCACGCGGCGGCCUGACGCAACAGCAGCAGCUGCUGCAACAGCAAACGCUGCAGACGCAACAGAGCAUACAGCAGCAGCAGCAGAUGCAACAGCAACUGCAACAGCAGCAGCAGCAACUGCCACUCGUGCCCGGCCAGCAGCAGGCAGGAGGCGGACAGCCCGGCGUGGGACCGCAACAUCAUCAGACACUGCCACCGAAUGUGGCACAUCUGAAUUUUGUGCAACAAAACUGCCUGAGUCCCCGUUCUGCAUAUUUCUACGAAUUUCCACCGACUGCUGAGGGACGCGAGACAAAGAAACGCACCACUUUGGCCCGACUGUUGAAAGGCUUGAAAACUGUCAAUCGACGGGAUCGCAACAAUCAACAAAAUGGCGCCCAGGCCAGGGCCGCCAACGAUCGUCUGCGGCACUUUCAAAUGAUAAACGGCGGUGCGGGCGGACAGCAGCACAGUUUCGAGGAGACAAUCCAUAGGUUGAAAGUCCAGGAGGCCAUGCGGAAAAAGGAAAAAUUUCAACGGGAGCACGAGGAGAUUCUGCGUGACAUACGUCAGGGUCUGUUGCAAAUGAGUCGCGGCGAGGGACGCAUGGACGACACCUAUAUGUACGACGAGGCCCUCAGAACUGGGGCAGGCGUGGCCAUGGGCAUGGGCAUUGGAGGCGGGGCCCAUUAUGCGGUGAGUGCGCUCCACCAUCAAGGUCAUUGGUACGACGAGCCGCCCUACGAAAGCGAUCCCGAUGACUUCCUGAUGGCCGGCCUCAACUGCGGACCAGCUGCCACCAUUCAGGGUGGCCGUGUACGCUUCUCGAACAACCGCGAGAGCACGGGCGUAAUUUCAUUAAGAUCCGCCGGAGAUAUUUCACUACCGCAACGAGGGCCGCCGCGUCGAGGUCUUAUCGUGCCCCAACAGCCGCCAAAUCCACCGACAAUAAUACCCUUAACGCAUGCCAGAUCCCAUGAUCGUGAGAGCGGCGACUAUGCGGGUUCCAUUUCAGAUCUACAAAGCGUUACCUCCAGGCUCAGUGCCGUAUCGAUUGGCACCAACAAUUGCACGGCCCGAUACCGGACGCUGAGCGGCGGCAUCGGGGAGUCGCCGUCGCUGUCGCCCAGCCCCUCGUCGGACUACGAGGACAUUGGGGCCACGCGGAUGCACGGCCUGGCCCCCAGUCUGCUGGCCGCCAAGGCCAAAAAGAAUGGCCUGCCGCACGGCAAGGCGAACACCAUUUGCCAGAAGGCCACCGUGCAUCAUUCGAGCGAGAUGCGUAGCUCGCCAAAGGAAAUUGGCACUUUUAAUGAGAAUGGAAGGAACUUUGUUGCCACAAAGGAUACGUCGAGGGAUUUCAGCAACUCCCAAGACAAUACCGACCGUGGCAGCAUGAGCGAUCAGGCGUUUGCCUGUUCGGCCAGCUCCGUUGAAAGUUUGCCCAGUGCUUCCGGUUCGAGCACACAGGCUCUGGUGCGUCCCGGCAGUCCGCACAGCUCCAUAUCGGCCGAGGAUCGCACCUCGAUGGCGGUCCACAGCAGCAGCGGCAGCAGCAUCUGCAAGGCCAAGGCCCUGGUGGACAGUCUGCCCAAUCCCUACGACAAGGAGGCCCUGAAAUUUAAGAAGGGAGAGCUCAUCGAUGUCCUGUCGAUGAACGCCUCGGGCAUCUGGAAGGGUCGCUGCCACGGCCGGGUGGGACACUUCAAGUUCAUCAACGUGGAAGUGCUGCCCGAGCAGCGCCUGAAGAACUCCAGCAGCAAGACCCUGGCCCCCGGCUCCCGGCUGGGCGGCGGCAACAACGGCAGUGCCGGCAACAGCAGCGCGAACGGCAGCAACAACGGCGGCGGCGGCGGCGGCUGCGGCGGCGGACCCAGCUCGGUGGAGGAUCUGCUGGUGCGCAUCGGCCUCAAGGAGUACACGUCCGUGUUCGUGCUCAACGGGUACGAGGAUCUCGAGCUCUUCAAGGAGCUGGAACCGGCCGAUCUCGACUAUCUGGGCAUACUCAAUCAGGAGCAUCGGGCCAAGCUGCUGACGGCUGUGCAGCUGCUGCAUGACAUUGAAUGCUCCGACGUGGACAUAGCCGGCUCCAGCUCGGAGAACGAUGAGGCCCGCCUGAACAACAUCAACAAGAAGCACGGGGCCUCGCCCUUCGGCCGGCGGCACUUUCCGCGGGACUCGGGCUGCUACGAGGGCUCGCCGCUGCCCAGCUCCCAGACACCGACGCAGACGGUCAACUCGACGGACGAGUCGAACAGCCUGGACGACGUGGUGACCAAGUGCUCCAGCGAGAUCAUGAAGCGCGUGGAGAGUGCGCGAAGGUGCAAGGACAAUCCGUUCAAGGCGACGCUGCCGGGCGGCCGGGUGGGCAAGAAGUCAUUUCUCGGCGGCGGCGGACUUAUGGCUGACGAUACGCUCACACGUGGCGGACUCAGUGAGAAGUCGAGCGACUCGGGCGUCAGCAGCAGUUCGCUAUCGUCGGGUCCGCUGAAGAGCAGCACUUAACAUUUGCCCACGAUCCU
Molecule: messenger RNA, 3589 nt
Organism: Drosophila persimilis
Lineage: Eukaryota; Metazoa; Arthropoda; Insecta; Diptera; Drosophilidae
Product: sterile alpha motif domain-containing protein 5
Exons: 17
Coding region: 297-3572 (1091 amino acids)
Molecular function (GO): protein binding
Source: RefSeq, a predicted model, not a curated record